Messenger RNA from Poecile atricapillus (Black-capped chickadee), 8256 nucleotides. It is a transcript of the gene ATG13, whose product is annotated as autophagy related 13. Bases 467 to 2116 code for a protein of 549 amino acids. Gene Ontology annotation, biological process: mitophagy; protein localization to phagophore assembly site; autophagosome assembly. The transcript is spliced from 19 exons. Lineage: Eukaryota; Metazoa; Chordata; Aves; Passeriformes; Paridae. The record is from RefSeq and is a predicted model, not a curated record. Gene Ontology annotation, cellular component: cytosol; phagophore assembly site; extrinsic component of membrane.
AACAGCGGCGAUGGCGACGGCGAUGGCGGCGGCGCGGCGCAGCCCUUGGCUUUGAGGGCAGUGGCAGCCCCGGCCCGGCCCCCGCCUCCGGCCGCGCACCCCCGCCGGCGCUGACACUCGCGACGAGACCCCCGGGCCGGGAACGAGGAGGAGGAGGGGCGCCGGCCAGAGCCCCGGGGCGGCUUCGAGGCUUGGAGGCGGCGACCGCGGUCCCGGGGCCGCGGGGCUCUCCCCGUGCCCGGUCGGGGCGCGGAGGAGGCGCCGGGGCGCGGCGGCGGAGCGGGCCCCGCGCGGGAUGAGCCGCCGCGCCGCCAGCACUGCCGGCCCCGCGCAGGAGUGGCCUGACCUGGAGGACCUUUCCUUCUUGUGACAAGAAAUAAGUCUUUCAGAUGAACCAGGCUGUCUGUAGAUGUCCAGAAGGAUCAUACAGGAUCACUUUAUUUUGCUUAAAUGAUUGCCAUAUGCAAUGGACACUGAUCUCAGUUCCCAGGACAGGAAGGACCUGGACAAGUUCAUCAAAUUUUUUGCUUUAAAGACAGUACAAGUAAUUGUCCAGGCCCGACUUGGAGAGAAAAUCUGUACCCGCUCAUCAUCCUCCCCAACAGGUUCUGACUGGUUCAAUUUGGCAAUCAAAGAUAUACCAGAGGUUACUCAUGAAGCAAAGAAAGCCCUGGCAGGACAGUUGCCCGCUGUUGGACGGUCUAUGUGCGUGGAGAUUUCUCUCAAAACCUCAGAGGGGGACUCCAUGGAGCUGGAAAUUUGGUGUCUAGAAAUGAAUGAAAAGUGUGACAAAGAAAUCAAAGUUUCAUACACUGUAUACAAUAGGCUGUCUCUACUGCUGAAGUCUUUGCUUGCUAUAACCAGAGUAACUCCAGCCUACAGACUCUCAAGGAAACAAGGCCAUGAAUAUGUAAUAUUGUACAGGAUAUAUUUUGGUGAAGUCCAGCUGAGUGGCUUGGGAGAAGGUUUCCAGACAGUCCGUGUUGGGACAGUGGGUACCCCAGUGGGCACCAUCACUUUGUCUUGUGCCUACAGAAUCAACCUUGCUUUCAUGUCAACCAGGCAGUUUGAGAGGACCCCUCCUAUCAUGGGGAUUAUAAUUGAUCACUUUGUGGACCGUCCCUAUCCCAGCUCUUCACCCAUGCAUCCCUGCAAUUACAGAGCUGGUGAGGACAAUGGUGCAGUGUACCCUUCCGUAGAAGAUUCCCAAGAAGUAUGUACCACAUCUUUUUCCACCUCUCCUCCAUCUCAGUGUGUUUUUACUGUCACAAAGGCACAUUUUCAGACCCCUCCUCCUGUGGUGACCGACACCUUGAAGGUCCCAGUGAUGGGACUGGCCUUUUCACAUCAACUUUCCAGCUCUCGUCUUUCCUAUCAGCCUGCUGCCCUGGGAGUUGGAUCAGCUGACAUGGGGUAUCCUGUACUCUUUGCUGGUGGCUUGAAUGCUGCACACCCUCACCAGUUGAUUGGUCCAGGCAAAGAAGGGGGAGUUCCCCCAGUUCCUAGCCAGCCAGCACAUGGCACUCAAGCUGAUCAAGAGAGGAUGUGCACCCCACUGGAUGGAGUCCAUUACUCAGCAGCUACUCCUUCUAGCAGUGAGGACACAGAAACAGUAUCCAACAGCAGUGAAGGAAAGUGUGGCUCCCCACAUGACCUUUUGGAGACCAUCUUUAUCCGGAAGGUGGGAGCUUUUGUCAACAAACCCAUUAACCAGGUGACCAUGGCCAACUUAGACAUUCCUUUUGCCAUGUUUGCUCCCAAGAAUGUUGAGCUGGAAGAUAACGACCCCAUGGUCAAUCCUCCUGAAUCCCCAGAAACGGAAUCUCCUCUACAAGGCAGCUUACACUCGGAGGGCUCCAGUGGCAGCAGCACAGGGAACACCCAUGAUGACUUUGUUAUGAUCGACUUUAAACCAGCAUUUUCAAAAGAUGACAUUCUUCCAAUGGACCUGGGGACAUUUUACCGUGAAUUUCAGAACCCCCCUCAACUCAGCAGCCUCUCCAUUGACAUUGGAGCACAGUCCAUGGCAGAGGAUUUGGACUCGUUACCAGAGAAGCUGGCAGUCCAUGAAAAAAAUGUUAAAGAAUUUGAUGCUUUUGUGGAAACCUUGCAGUGAAGCUGUUUCCCAGUUCUGCUGCAGCAAUUCUUCUUCCUCAAGCAUCCUGGAGAUGACAUCAACAAAUAUCUCUUUCGCUCCUGCUCUGCGUUUUGUUCACAUUGACUAGUUCCUUCCAUCAAGUGAGCUUUCUUUUCUCUCUUCAAUGACAGAUACGGCUCAUCUGCUGAUUCUCCUCAACUUUUCCACCACGUAGUUCAGGACUGCUUUUCCUGCUCACAGUCAGUUUUAAGACUUCGGUAGGGACACAGGAAGUCAAACUCCAAUGUAUGGAAACUUACUUUCUCCUCAGUCUGUGUUCUGUAUGGAGGGGCUCCGUGGAAAGUUGCCAUAUGCUUCCUCCAAGAGUCCUAUGGUGUAAAUUCCCUAGGUAGAGCUUCUUGCUAACAGACUUUUUCCUACAGUCUCUGAUCCUGUUAGAGCAUAGAAAGCUUUGGUUUAUUUCCAGGGUCUGUGAGUUCAGCAAAUUCGGCUGCUUGAAGUCUAGGAUAUCCAUUCCACAGAACUGGGCAUUUCAUCCUGACUUCAGAGUGCAUGCUUGGAGCCCAGGGAGAGGUGUCAGCUUUGAGACCUGCAUAAUACAAGUUACCUUUGUUUUCCUGCUUCUAAGAAAUUGGGUCUCUACACAGUGAUUUUGUGCAAGGCAUUCUGUUAGGUGGCUGAUAAGCAGGAGUGAAACUACAGGAAUGCUUUCCACACUUCCUUCCUGAGUGUACUGACACUCGGCCAUGCUGAGUUUAACAGUGUUGACUGUUGGCAAGCCUGCACUUAGCAGCUGUGACGAUGCUGAAUUCAUAGCCUCUGCUUCUAAAACAUAACUGUAAAUACUAGGAAUCCUAUUUCUUUAGGGUUAUGUAACUAGGAGUCUUAGUCCAAGAUUUUUUUCCUCUAAUCCUUGCAAGCCUUCCUGCUUUAUGGUUAAUAGAUGAUCUUAAGAAUUAAAAAAUAUUUAUUGCUUUUAAAGAAACCUAUAUUUAAAAGAUGUUCUGUUUUCAUGUUAUAGUGCGGGUCAUUCUGUUCUGAUCACUGCAGAGAGCAAGUGUGCCAUAGAAUCCUGGCCAGUGAGAUUGGUCUCUCUUUGCAGGAAAAUAUCCAAAAUAUUUAUUUUCUGAAACAGACUUGAUUAAUAUUAUACUCUGUUUUGGGGACUCUGUGUCCAUUGCAUCCAGUCAGGGCUCACUGAUAGAAUGAAAUGCACACAUCAGUGGCAGGGACUUCGUAAAAAGCUGUUUUCUGAUAGGCAUGGAUGAAUUUGUAGUGUUCUUUGGCCAUUCAGAAAGCAGCUUCCUUAAAGAAGCACACUUUUUUUGGAAGCUUAUGGUACUUUUUAAUCAGCUGGCUUUUUGAGUAGCUGAAAUUUUAUUUUUGUAAGAAUCUGGCCAUAGACAGUGUGACUGGCUGGCAUUGCUCUGUGGGCAAUUUGGCUGUUGCAUGUCUUCUGCCUCAUGUAAGGGUGGGAGGAGAAACAGUGAUACUAAACAGAAACUUGGAUAAGGUGGGUUUUCUUGUGGUUCUCUCUCCUCCUCCCCUGUGUAACUAGAGUGAGCAACUGCAAGACCCCUUACUGUCCAAAAUCAUUUUUUUUCCCCUUAAGUGGAGCUGUGUUGCUUGAGUACUGAGAAAUCACCUUCAUUUCCUCAGAGUGGCUGAGUAACCAGCCUUCUAGGUGGUGCAAUGUAGCAGCUUCUUCAGCUUAGCUGCAUUCAUAGUUGGAAGAGAUUGCCUGCAGCUGAUGGGGGAGCCCAAACUCCACUCUGGAACACUAUUUCCGUGUCACUGCUGGAGCACGGAGCCAAAUUCAGAACAGAUCUUACUGUAAGGCCAGAGCAAUGCAAUGCUUUGAACUUCAUGAGAUUUUUUUGUUGAGAGAUGUGUUUGGUGGGAAGCCUUUUAAGUUCUAAAACUCCAGGUAAGAGCUUCAUUGAAGGAAAGUUGCCCACCAGAACCUUUUUAUUUUACUCAACCAAUUCAACUUUUUAGCAACUUCACAUGGAAAUGCUUUGUCCGUGCAAAGUAAGAUGCACAAACAUUUAAGCAAGCUUCCAAGAUGAAAGUUUGUAACACAGCUCUAGUAAGAUGGGCUGAAACAAAUACUUGAUCCCCAUCCAAGAGCCACCUUGUUUCACAGGUGGAAAGGGUCGCAGAAGGGUGCAGGAACACAAGGAAUUAAUGGAUCAAUUGCCUCUCACCUGUUUUCAGGAAGUUGGUCCACCACUUUGUAGGAAGUAGCUGAUAGAUAGGUGGUUGUCACCUUUAGUCACUUAAAAGUCACACUUUCUGGGCUGCAGAGCAGCAGAGAUGAGGUGAAGUGCUGGUUCACACCAUAUGAAUAGAAAAAAAUUGAGGUUAAACUUCCUCUAGCCAGCACUCCUGCUGUGCUCUUCUGCUGAUGAGUUGUGGAGCUGGCAUGAAGCACUGCCAUUCUUGUUAAUCCCACCCAGGAGGUCAGGGCUUGUACUUGUGCUCUUUUAUUGAUGGAGUUCCUAACAUGGCUACAGCUCUCACAGCUCAUAAGGCAGAAUGGCACUGUAGCACAUUUUCUUCUCUUCAAAAGGCUGGAAAAUUGCCUAUUUAAGCUGCUAGUGUUGAGCUGGAUGGCCAUAGCAAUAAGAUUCUCCAGGGCUGAGUUUACCUGCCUCUAGUCUGAACAGUCCUCAAUUUCAAUACACAGUUGCUACAUCUAGGCUCUGAGUUCCCUGGCCACUGCACAAAUGUUCUGCUUCAGUAAAGAUCUAGCUGCUGUGGCCUGCCACAGAUUGUGUUAUGAAGGCUGUUUAUUUUAGCAGCUCUGCUCAACUCAAUAUUAAGGACAUUAAGUAUGUAGCUGCUGAUUUACAGAUACUUUGGGUGGAGGGGAAGGCUCCUCAAGUGUAUUGUUUUGGAAAGUCUCCAGUGUACUUCAAGUAUUCAAAGAAUUUCCAAUAAAACUUUUAUGUAAGCAACACUGCAUUUUCCUGUGUGUACCAACAGGUCUGGGACAGUCCCAGGCUCAUACUUGUUUUCCUCCAGGAAACAGGAGGGUUAGGGGCCUGUCAGUGAAUGUGGGACAAAACAAGUUGCUGCCUCCAUCAGAGAGGGCAAAAUGGACUGGUGCAUUAUAGUUGGGGCAGUCAGUGGGAUCCUAUGGAGAUCAACCUACUGGAAGGACAGCAAGGGGCAGACAGAACAGAUGCCUGGAGGUGGGAGGAACAGGUGUCAUACAGUGUUUGAUCCUGCUGCCCUCACCAGCAAAUUGGGAAACUGAAAUAUUAACUCAUUUCCAAAAGAAAGGGGUGGGAAAAGGGGAAAAAAAUAUACCCACAGAAUUUGCAUUGUACAGGGUUGCUACUACAUGCUAUAAAGAAGCAUAGGACUGUUUUGAGUUGACAGGAGGGAUAGCAGAGACUAAUAUAAUGUGGAAAGAAUAACCACUCAACAGCUCUAUUCUAGUAUUGAUGAAAGUUAACCCUGUAUAACACACAAUGCCAGGUAUGGUGCUAACACCUUCCCUUUAAUGGAAAGACAAGAUUAUAAAAAUCUGUGUACAGUGUAAAGGGUGUCUGGUUAUUAUAAAAAAUAUACAGUGGAUAAAGUGGCAGGAAUGGGGAGAAAAAAAAAGAAAAAUAACUGUGUAUUAGAAGCUUCUAUGAAGGGAAUAUUCCAGCUUGGGAUACAAGGAUAACUAAUUAAGAGAGAUUGCUUUUAUCACAUGUUCAGAAGGUAACACAGUAAACUGAGCAUCUCACUGCAAUCUUAUGGACAUCAACUUGUCUCUGUCUACGUUAUAUGCAUGUAUAUGUGUGUAUUUAUGAGUGUUAUUUCAUGAACUUAAAAAUUAUAUGGUACAGUUUCAAAACUCACAAAAACCAUCCUGUGGAAUCUGGGGCUUCCUACAGGGCUUUCAGUAUCCACCAUUUACACCGUGUCACCAGUAAGACAAGGGACUGGAAAAGCCAUCAGCAAAUAAGCGAGAAAGUGAACAAUCACAGAAGUAUGAUUCAUCACCAAGGUCAUGAACAAUUAAAUUACAUUACCUUGUGAGCCUACUGUAUGUAUUUAUAAAUAAUGUUCUCCAAACAGUGUCCAUAAAGCUAUCGGGCCAGUUGCAAUGGUGUUCACACUGUGUUCAGCACUGCCCAUGGCUGCACAUAACAUAGGUCCUUCCAAUGCCAGCUCCCUGUCAGGGACAGAUGCGCCUGCUCUCCAGCUCCUCUGAGUUGAUGUUGCUACAACACAGUGCCAGGCAGGUCAAUGUGACAAAGCCCAGAGCCAUGACCAGCUGCUACACUGAGAUGAGGUUUGAUAGAUCUUGCUGUAUAGUUGGCAUGUUAACCAUGCUGACCCCAUUAUAGGGGCCAUGUCAACAUGCAGAAGGGGAACUGGCAACUGGGAAGCCCUUAACUGGACAGUUUAUGAACAGUAAGAACUGACAAGCAGCACACUGUUUAGACAUGCAAGUGUUGACAUCAGCAUUAACACACCCUGCCACAUCAUUGCUGACAGCCCAGCAGUCAGGCUGCUGCCCAGUGCUGAUGGUUUUAGCUCCAGUGCUCUCCAUUCUACUCCUAAUUCUUGCAUCCUAGUCAAAAAGCUUACUGAUGUAACAGGCAAAUUGCAGUCUUUAGGAAAAGGUAAUGAACUGAAUAUGGAUCAAGGGGAGUGUGGUGGUCCUAACCAGACCAGUUGGCAAUCCACAUACACUGAAAUGAGAAGGUGCAGGCGUCUUCUGUGUAUCACCUGCCCACAGGAUAAACUUGGCUAACUAAUCCUAAAGUGGCUCCCACUUGGCACCCUUGGGCAGUCCUAGGCAGACUGUUCAUCAUGACAGGAAGAUGAUAAUGUGGAAGAAUAGCCCUCUUCAGGAAAGAGCCAAAUACAUACAACUUUUUAAACUCUAUUUCCAGCCCAAGGCUCCUGCAAACUAGUAUUUCUUCGGAGUUACUCACAUAGGAGGCAUUUCAUACUUUCUUUCCUCCCUUGCAGCAUGGUUGUGGUUUGCAGCAUAGAUAGCCUUACUUGUUUUUUGUAGAUGUGCCACUGCUGCUGCCACUUGACCAACAUACCUGUCAUCAUCAUACAAAUCAUACAUCAUACCAAUGUAAUCUGAGAUUACAUUUUCAUUUUUAUUGAAAUACAAAAAGUGCAAACUGUGAAAUACAAGAUCGGUGCAGAUUAAAAGAAAAACAGUGUGAACCGUGAAAACCCAGGCCUGCACCUCAUGAACAUGAACAAAGAAGAAGGCAGGGAAUGCCAGCAAUAAAAGCAAAGCUGAAAUUUUUGCACAGGAGCCCCUGUGCAUAUAAAAGGAAACUGGGACCAAACUGGCCCUCAGCUCUCUUGUGUUAGCACACAAGGCAUCUGGAUGGCCCCAGAACCCCUGCAUCACCCAAAAGUUCUGGUGUCAGUUCACAGCUUGGGCCAGGGAGUGAACAGAGGCCAUUAAGACAGCAGGAGGCUUGGCUAGCAGAGGGGAAUGUUCUAGGUACUAAAAGCAGGAGGUUGGUGCAGAACAGGUACCCCCCCAGGAAGAAAUGGCUAAUAGCUAACCUGAAAGGUAAGCCAGGGAAGAGACCCUUGGGCAGCUCUACAGCAAGGAGAAAACCAACACAAGAGCAGCACCUUAACUGUAUACCACCCCCAACCUCUAUGAGGCAGAGAAACCCAGCCCAGCCAGGACCCUGCCCAUGUGAGGAGGGAAUUUAACCUCCUGGCCUUGGCAAGUGCAGCCUCUGGUGACCACCCACCUGACACAGGCUGCAGACAGGCCCAGGCCAGUUCCUUGCUCAGAUCAUAGGAGGAGUAUUUCAAUACAAGGCAUUCAGGAGAAUAGACUGCAAAAGCAACCCUGGUUACUGUGCCUGCUCCAGGGCCCUCAGCAGCUCCAGCACAAGGAGCAGUAGAGGAAAGGGGAUAUUUACAGUGGGUCCCUUCCAGGAUUUGCAAGCACUUUCCCACCAUGAGCAGUAGUAGUUCCCUCAACACUCUGAAUCUGCUCCCUGCAGGCACUGAACUGGAGCAGGCUUUUAUCCCUGCCUGCAGGGGAUGAACCAGCCUCUAUUUUGCUAAAAAGGGAAACAUAAUUUCAAGAAUUCACUAAAAAAAAAAAACAAACCAAAACCUAAAUCCCAUAAAAAACCCCUAAAAUAAACCAUCAAACUCCA